AGUCCCAUCAAGCCUGCUCCUAGGAAGAGAGCUGGGUUUUUUUCUCCUUCUUCCACUCUUAGGAGAUGCCUGAUCUUCUUGAGCAGUCCAGCACAAGCUAAUCCACAAGGGUCAAUCAGGCUAAGUAAUUGGAGGAAUGUGUUAACUCUGAAUUACAACGAGCAGAAGGGAAGGAUCUGUCAGCUGACUAAUCAGGGAUAGUGCUUUUUUUUUUUUUUUUUUUUUCUCCCCAGCGCUGCUGCCGCUGUGCUAAUGGAAGCAGCUACGGCAGCUUUGUUUGAUAGAGAUUUUUGGCUGCCGUUUUUAAAUACUACCCAAGAAGCAGCUCAUAUUUCAUCAAUGUUGCAUUGACAAUUGGAAAAGAAGAGUGUAAUUGUGUAUAGGCGAAAUGGCAGAAGCAAAUCCCCCGAGAGGCAAGAUGAGGUUCAGAAGGAAUGCGGCUUCCUUCCCUGGGAACUUGCACUUGGUUUUGGUUUUACGUCCUACCAGCUUUCUUCAACGAACGUUCACAGACAUUGGAUUUCGGUUUAGUCAGGAGGAUUUUAUGCUUAAAUUACCAGUUGUUAUGCUGAGCUCAGUUAGUGAUUUGCUGACAUACAUUGAUGACAAGCAAUUAACCCCUGAGUUAGGCGGCACCUUGCAGUACUGCCACAGUGAAUGGAUCAUCUUCAGAAAUGCUAUAGAAAAUUUUGCCCUCACAGUGAAAGAAAUGGCUCAGAUGUUACAGUCCUUUGGAACUGAACUGGCUGAGACAGAACUACCAGAUGAUAUUCCCUCAAUAGAAGAAAUUCUGGCAAUUCGUGCAGAAAGGUAUCAUCUAUUGAAGAAUGAUAUUACAGCUGUAACCAAAGAAGGAAAAGUUCUGCUAACAAAUCUGGAAGUGCCUGACACUGAAGGAGCUGUCAGUUCAAGACUAGAAUGUCAUCAGCAAAUAAGUGGUGACUGGCAAACUAUUAAUAAGUUGCUGACUCAAGUACAUGAUAUGGAAACAGCUUUUGAUGGAUUUUGGGAAAAACAUCAAUUAAAAAUGGAGCAGUAUCUGCAACUGUGGAAGUUUGAGCAGGAUUUUCAACAGCUUGUGACUGAAGUUGAAUUUCUGUUAAACCAACAAGCAGAACUGGCUGAUGUAACAGGGACUAUAGCUCAAGUAAAACAAAAAAUAAAAAAAUUGGAAAACUUAGAUGAAAAUUCUCAGGAGCUGUUAUCAAAGGCCCAAUUUGUGAUAUUACAUGGACACAAGCUUGCAGCAAAUCACCAUUAUGCACUUGAUUUAAUCUGCCAGAGGUGCAAUGAGCUACGUUACCUUUCUGAUAUUUUGGUUAAUGAGAUAAAAGCAAAACGGAUACAACUCAGCAGGACCUUCAAAAUGCAUAAACUCCUACAGCAGGCUCGUCAAUGCUGUGAUGAAGGGGAAUGUCUUCUAGCUAAUCAGGAAAUAGAUAAGUUUCAGUCUAAAGAAGAUGCUCAGAAAGCCCUCCAAGACAUUGAAAAUUUUCUUGAAAUGGCUCUACCCUUUAUAAAUUAUGAACCUGAAACACUGCAGUAUGAAUUUGAUGUAAUAUUAUCUCCUGAGCUUAAGGUUCAAAUGAAGACUAUACAACUCAAGCUUGAAAACAUUCGAAGCAUAUUUGAGAACCAGCAGGCUGGUUUCAGGAACCUGGUACAUAAGCAUGUGAGGCCAAUCCAAUUUGUGGUACCCACACCUGAAAAUUUGAUCACAUCUAGAACACCAUUUUUUUCCUCUAAACAAGGGAAGAAGACUUGGAGACAAAAUCAGAGCAACUUAAAAAUUGAAGUGGUGCGUGAUUGUCAGGAGAAGAGAAGUUCUGGUCCAUCCUCCAAUUUGGACAAUGGCAAUAGCUUGGAUGUCUUAAAGAACCACGUCCUAAAUGAACUGAUACAGACUGAGAGAGUUUAUGUUCGAGAACUGUAUACUGUUUUGUUGGGUUAUAGAGUGGAGAUGGAUAAUCCAGAGAUGUUUGAUCUUAUGCCACCUCUCCUGAGAAAGAAAAAGGACGUUCUCUUUGGAAACAUGGCAGAAAUAUAUGAAUUCCAUAAUGACAUUUUCUUGAGCAGCCUGGAAAAUUGCGCUCAUGCUCCAGAAAGCGUGGGACCUUGUUUCCUGGAAAGGAAGGAUGAUUUUCAGAUGUAUGCAAAAUAUUGUCAGAAUAAGCCCAGAUCAGAAACAAUUUGGAGGAAGUAUUCAGAAUGUGCAUUUUUCCAGGAAUGUCAAAGAAAGUUAAAACACAGACUUAGACUGGAUUCCUAUUUACUCAAACCAGUGCAACGAAUCACUAAAUAUCAGUUAUUGUUGAAGGAGCUAUUAAAAUAUAGCAAAGACUGUGAAGGAUCUGCUCUGUUAAAGGAGGCACUCGAUGCAAUGCUGGAUUUACUGAAAUCAGUUAAUGAUUCUAUGCAUCAGAUUGCAAUAAAUGGCUAUAUUGGAAACUUAAAUGAACUGGGCAAGAUGAUAAUGCAAGGUGGAUUCAGUGUUUGGAUAGGACACAAGAAAGGUGCUACAAAAAUGAAGGAUUUGGCUAGAUUCAAACCAAUGCAGCGACACCUUUUCUUGUAUGAAAAAGCCAUUGUUUUUUGCAAAAGGCGUGUUGAAAGUGGAGAAGGCUCUGAUAGAUACCCAUCAUACAGUUUUAAACACUGUUGGAAAAUGGAUGAAGUUGGAAUCACUGAAUAUGUAAAAGGUGAUAACCGCAAGUUUGAAAUCUGGUAUGGUGAAAAGGAAGAAGUUUAUAUUGUCCAGGCUCCUAAUGUAGAUGUGAAGAUGACAUGGCUAAAAGAAAUAAGAAAUAUUUUGUUGAAGCAGCAGGAACUUUUGACAGUUAAAAAAAGAAAGCAACAGGAUCAAUUAACGGAACAGGAUAAGAUUCAGAUUUCUCUUCAGCAGAAUGAUGAAAAGCAACAGGGAGCUUUUAUAAGUACUGAGGAAACUGAAUCGGGACACACCAGCACUGUGGUGGAGGUCUGUGAGGCAAUUGCGUCAGUUCAGGCAGAAGCAAAUACAGUUUGGACUGAGGCGUCACAAUCUGCAGAAAUCUCUGAAGAACCUGAGGAAUGGUCAAGCAACUAUUUCUACCCUACUUAUGAUGAAAAUGAAGAAGAAAAUAGGCCCCUCAUGAGACCCAUGUCGGAAAUGGCUCUCCUAUAUUGAUGAAGCUACCAUGUCAAAUGGCAAGUAGCUCUUUCCUGCCUGCUUCUCAGCUCAUUUGGAAAAAUACUGCGCAAAAGACAUUCAGCUCAAAUGAUGCAGAUGUUGUUUUCAGGUUAAUGGACACACAAAGAAACCACAGCACAUACUUCUUUUCUUUCAUUUAAUAAAGCUUUUAAUUAUGGUACGCUGUCUUUUAAAAAUCAUGUAUCUAAUGUGUCAGAUAUUGUGCUUGAAAGAUUCUCAUCUCAGAAUACUUUUGGAUUUGAAAAUUAUUUCUUCUCUACUUUGUAACCAAAUGCAAUCGGUGUGCCUUGGGAUUAUUUAGUUUAUUAAUGAAUUAAGUUAAAAUUACGGCUGCAAAAUGGCUAAGGUCAAGUAAAGCACAACAUUAUGAUUUAAUAUGCUUUUGUUGAAACCACAGCUUUUGUGCCCAUUAUUUUAACCUAUGUAAAACAAUACAAAGCCCAGAAAUUAUUUUUGGGGCAUGAGUAAAUUUUGUUCAGGGCUACUGUCUGUAUGUGCCCAGAUAAAAUUUUCAUGAGAGUAGUUUACAAAAGCCCUAUUUAAAAAUUAUUAUUUUCACACUUGUUUUUUUCUGGAUUUCUGCUUAUAAUUAAUGUAACUUAAAUUAGUUGUGCUCUGCUAUUUUCCCUAUAUUUCAUGUUGUAAUUCUUUUUUUUCAAAUAAAAAUUGAUUCUUCAGAUUA
Piliocolobus tephrosceles (Ugandan red Colobus) is the source of this 3872-nucleotide messenger RNA. It is a transcript of the gene MCF2, whose product is annotated as MCF.2 cell line derived transforming sequence. The coding region runs from base 389 to 3166 and encodes 925 amino acids. Gene Ontology annotation, molecular function: guanyl-nucleotide exchange factor activity. Gene Ontology annotation, cellular component: cytoplasm. Lineage: Eukaryota; Metazoa; Chordata; Mammalia; Primates; Cercopithecidae. Gene Ontology annotation, biological process: intracellular signal transduction; dendrite development. The transcript has 25 exons. The record is from RefSeq and is a predicted model, not a curated record.